Messenger RNA from Fraxinus pennsylvanica, 543 nucleotides. NCBI's taxonomy places the organism in Eukaryota, Viridiplantae, Streptophyta, Magnoliopsida, Lamiales, Oleaceae. The record is from the annotation of a GenBank genome assembly.
AUGUUCCACAGUUUUCCUUGGACCUUGCGGUGGUUUAAAUAUGGGAUGGAGGUGGAAUCUACGGGUCGAAAGUGGUGGAGAAGGGGCUGGAGGGAUCGAACAUGCUGGUCAACCUUGAGAAAGCCAAGGAGAUGCUGCUUUCAAAUUCACGAGGAAGGUGGGGGAAUUUUUGUGACUCCGCUGAAUAUGAAUAGACCUUUGACAGUGAUGAAGGCAUUGGAUAUGGGAUGGAGAGCUGGUUUAGAGGAUAUUGCAGACAUUAAUGAAUGUUUGGAGAGGAAGGCUAAAGCUAACGAGACCAAUGGAGAUAACAAGUACGGAAGUGAGACAAGGAUGUGGAUUAUGAGGCUUCCAUUGCCAAGAAAAUAUAUUCUCAUCAGCAGAACGGUGCAGUGGAUUAAUGCUGAAACGGCUCUCAACCAUGAAUGGCUUCAUGAAGUUCAUUUUCCCAAUUUUAAAGAAUUUAUGCUUACUUUUCCCGCUCAGCACACGAAAAACAGGGUCAAUAUGAAAUUCUUUAUCAUGAAUCUUUUAGACUCUUAG